Amoebophrya sp. A120 is the source of this 1092-nucleotide messenger RNA. The record is from the annotation of a GenBank genome assembly. Lineage: Eukaryota; Dinophyceae; Syndiniales; Amoebophryaceae.
GAAAACGAAAUGUAAUGGCAGCGUAAACUCGCGGCCUUCGCACCUGCUGCAAGACGGAAAUACAGUACGAGAGGACCCUGACGGUUGACGGAUGAGCGCCAUGUCCGGUGCCGAUGGAGCACUGUUUGCGAUCAAGUCGGGGAUGCAAAGCAUCGCGAACGUGGCGGAUUUGGCGCUCGACCAAAAGCUGAUUGCAACCGACUACGGCGCCCUGAUCACACGAAAAAUUGACCGCAUGAAGCAGGACUGGGCGCUUUGCGAAGAGCACGAGCACGACCAGGUGGACAAUCCGGACAUCGAGGAGGGGGGCAAAGACGCAAACAAAAGUCAAAAAUGGAAAGACGCACACAAAAAAGUGUCUUCCGAUGCGUGCCGGUUCAUUCUGAAAGACGCUAACACGAUCCAGCGGCUGCGCGAACUGGCGGGCCUGCACCAGACGCUGGUGCAGCGAGCGCUAGAGUUGCUUGACGCCCGGAUUCGCAGUGUGAAAGGCAAUUUUGAACGAUUUGUGCGUCUGCGGGACGUGGCUGCUGCGCAACCGGAAAGGCUGACCGUCAGUGGGAUGAAGCGGCACCUGAUGGAAAAGUACAAACACAUCCUGGACGAAGAGCAGGGGGGCGACGACGGCGAGGACCCAGCAAGCGCCCAAAGUGCGGCAGUCGAGGACCGGAACGACCCGCGUGUGGGGAAUCACAUAAAGCUGACGACCGACGAGCAAGAGCAGUUGGAUCGCGUGCUGCCCAUCACGGAGAGAACGCCGCUGCACUUUUCGAAGGCGACACGGGUGAAGAAGAAAGCCCAUCCGGAGUUUGCGGUCAAUGACGAACCGACGGGGCCCCUGUUUAAGCAAACUGUUGUAGACGAUGAGGACGGGUUUGAUCUUGAUCAUUCCACCGAUCCAUUACCAAAACCGCCACUGGGACUCAGAGCCGAAAAUGCGAAACUAUUUCUCUAGAAACUGAAGAGUGACUCUGAAGAUGAACAUGGGAAUUGUAAAAUGAAAACCAACCACCACUACGUAUGGCCGAGGCUACUGGUUUUCUGUUAAGCGAUCCACAAUUUUGCUGCCUCUUCUGCAGCAGAGGAGAUAAG